This is a messenger RNA of Rotaria sordida, 744 nucleotides long. The record is from the annotation of a GenBank genome assembly. Lineage: Eukaryota; Metazoa; Rotifera; Eurotatoria; Philodinida; Philodinidae.
AUGGAUGACAAUUUGUUUGAUGAAAAUGAAAAUGAAAACGAAAACAAUACAAAUACCAUAUCAAAAGUGAACUCAGUUCUAUCAAUUGUUGUUCAACCUGAAUUAGAAAAUACAGUUAAUAUAACAUCAACAUCAAAUGUAGAUAAUGUAGCAUCAACAUCAAAUGCAGUUAAUGUAACAUCAACAUCAAAUGCAGGCAAUGUAACAUCAACAUCAGUUGCAGGUAAUGUAGCAUCAACGUCAAAUGCAGCUAGUGUAAUAUCAACAUCAAAUGCGGAAUUUAAACCUAAAGGAAUAUUAAAAAUCUCAACAGGGCGUCCGUAUGAAAGUUUACUUAAACAGAUAUGGAGUGGGCAUAAACAAUCUGAACGUAGGGCAUCAUGUCUUGAAAUGUACCAUAAAAAAAAUAAUCAAGAAAACAGUAAUGAUUCUAAAGCGGUGACUGAUGACAAUGCUGGUCUACUUUCAACAUCAAAUACUCUUAAAUCUGUUAAAAAUGUUACAUUUAGUGAUAAGAUACACGAUGCGAAACUUAAGCCAAGUUCAUCACUACCUAGUAUAACAAAAUAUUCAUAUUAUCAACAAAGCAAUUCUCAAAAUUUACAUUUAACGAAUACAAAAAAAGUAGAUUCUUAUAAAGAAACUUCUAUCAAUAAAGUACCAAUUCGUAUUACGAAUCCAGUACAAUUUGAAGAUUCCGAUACUGAUGGAUCAAGCGAUGAUGAAAUUCCCUUUUGUGAUUGA